AUGCAGCGUUGCGCUGUCCAGCAUGUAACACUGCUCGCUCGUCGGCCCCUCCUAUUCAGACCGUCUUAUCAUCGUCUUAGCUCUAGCUCUAUUCCCUCAGGCGCUGUGGGUCACGACUUGUGCGGAAUCCCCACCCAACCGACAUGGUCCGUGAACGAGCUUCUGUCGUCCUACCCGCGACCAUCCAUUCCCCCUUCUACCCUACAAAGACUGCACGAGCUGUCGGCCCUCAUACCUCCCGCUGAGGGCACGCCCGAACACGAGAAUCUCACUCGUGAGAUGGAGGGUCUGGUGAAAUUGGUGGAGGCGGUGAAGCUGGUGGAUACCAGCGGUCUGGAGACAGCGAGCGACGCACCCAUCCCGGAUGGCCGCAUCUGGGAGGAAGGGCGGGGCAUUGAAUUGACGCAGAGCGACGACCUAGAAACCGAUGGCUGGGACCUGCUUCAGCACUCACACAGAGUGCGGGAUAGGCUGUACAUUGUCGACGCAGACAAGCGGAAGUAG
Rhodofomes roseus is the source of this 504-nucleotide messenger RNA. RefSeq lists its product as uncharacterized. Lineage: Eukaryota; Fungi; Basidiomycota; Agaricomycetes; Polyporales; Fomitopsidaceae. The transcript has a single exon. The record is from RefSeq and is a predicted model, not a curated record. Bases 1 to 504 code for a protein of 167 amino acids.